CAUGUCUACAAGAGAUUUACAAUAUUUAACGCUGCGUUAUAUUUCAUUAAACUUUUCCAAAGUAUUUCAUCCUUUAACGUUUAAAACUAUUGAAUUACCGUCCAAGAUUGUUGAAAUGAUUAUCGAGUGGAGAGAUGAUUUAACGUUUGGUAUAACCGAGGAAGAUUUAGAGAUAAUCCGUAAAAUUAAGACGCAACUAUCGAAAUUUAGUAUUCAGGGUGAUAAAAUAAAGAAUUUGAAAAAGUUCAACUUUCUAAGAGAUCAUCCAAUAGAAAGUCUUGAAUUGGUUAAUUAUCUAUCGUUUAAAUCGUUAAUAGAUUUAAAGAAUAUUGUCAGUUGCAAGAAAUUAAAAGAAUUAACAUUCGUCAAUAAAGGAUUACACUUUGAAAUUGAUUUGGAAUUUCUAGGUCAAAUGAGAUUUCUGAAGAAAUUAGAUAUAAGCGGUACAAUUGUAAAAGAUGAAAGAGACGACUUGUACGAUCUUGAUUGUAUUUUUCAAGUAUCAAAGCAUUUGGCUGGUAAGAUACCUUGUAUCUUUGUUAAAAAGAUGAGAGCAAUUGCCCAAACGGAAUUCGAUAAGACACCUGUUGAUUCAAAUCGUACUGAAAUGAUUUGGGAGGUGUUUACUAGGAUUGAUCUAUUCCUAAUUGUAUUGAGAUCGUUCGUUGUAGCUUCUAAAAUUUAUCAACUAGAUGAAAUAGCUACUUGGAUAUGGGAGGAAAAGAACGAUAAUAGAUUCGUAACGCUUAGUAAUGAGAAUAUUUUCGAAGCGAUGACGAAUGACGAUGUUAUUAAACUAUCAAAGGAAAUUGAGGAUAUCUCUUCCGAUCUUGAUACAAAUUUUAAAUAUUGCGAUUAUAAGGAAAUUCCAUCAUUUAAAUAUAUGAAAAAUAUGAAUAGUUUUUACGUUCAAAGAUUGAAAUUAGUACUGGAGGAACACGACAAUUGUUGCAACGUAAUUCAUUUUCCUAAGGUCCAAUAUUCGUUAAUUUCGUAUAAUAGAAUAAAGAUCAUGGUUUCUAUUCCAUCCCUUCGAAAUUUGACACUUCAACGUGUUUCUAUGAGCUUCCAAGAAAUACUUAAUAGUGUUCACGCCAAAGGAUUAAGAUUACCGUCUCUCAUUGCCGAGAUGAUCUUGGAAUCUCGAGACGUCUUAUGCUGCGGUAUAUCGGACGAAGAUUUACAAUUGUUUAGUAGAUUAGACACGAGAUUACAUAGAUUUGCUAUACACGCUAAUAAGAUUAAAGAUAUACAGACCUUAUCCUUUUUGAUCGAUCAUCCAAUUAUAGUUCUUGAAUUGAAAAACUCAUCAUCUGCAGUAUCUUUGGACGAAUUAAAGAAAAUAAUUGAUUUCAACAAGCUUAAAGAGUUUAGUAUUGCUAAUAGAGUGUAUUGCAGAUUGAAAAAGGUUGAAUAUUUAAGAUAUUUUAAAUCGUUACGAAAGUUAGAUCUUAGCAAUUCUGGAUUUACUGAAAGAAGUUUAAAUCUAAUUUGUCGAGAAGUAACACUACUAGAAGAUUUAAAUAUCGAUAGAACUCAAGUGAAAUGUCUAGAUAGCAUAGUAAAUCUGAAAUAUCUUCAUACUUUAAAGGCUCUAUGCCUUUCUGGAUUUCAAUGUUUGAAGGAAGUUAAACAAUUGAAGCAUUUACACUUAAACUUUAACGUUUCAUUGAACCUUAUCCGAUUUUUUCAUUUCUUUUGGAUUUCUGAUUGGCAAUUAGAUAGUCUCUCAAUAAUGUUGGUCGGCUUUCAAAAGACAUCGGCUCAAAUAGACGAGCAUCGUUUAUCAUGUCAAAAACCUAAACCAAAGUUUUUCCUAUUGAAGAAUGUCGACGAAUCUGUUAUUGUAUUCGAUAGAGACGAUUUAUUCAUUUUUAAACCAGCCGAAAAUGAUAGGGUUGGUAAGACUAAUAUUUUUCGUAAAUAUUCAACUUUCUCCAACAAAUUCUAGGUCAAGAACGACCUUGAUAUCUUAAAUAGAUUGGCUAAUUAUCUUCAAGGAACAAUCCAUCUAAGUUCUCCAAUCGAAAUAAUAAAUAUAUUGGCAGUGGAAAAGAUGAAAGAUGACGGUAAUAUUGAAUUUGGUAAGAUUGAUUUAUUAUGGAAGAUGAUAUUCAAACAACUUGACGUUCAAACUUUUCGUCCAUUAAAUUUAUCUGAAUACGAAGAUUUAAAUUUUGGAUUAUCCUUAAAUUAUUAUUUCCAGAUAAUCAACGAAAUUAAUUAUUCAUCGGUUCACGAAUAUUAUUGGAAUAAAAUUAUCU
Messenger RNA from Dimorphilus gyrociliatus, 2264 nucleotides. The record is from the annotation of a GenBank genome assembly. Lineage: Eukaryota; Metazoa; Annelida; Polychaeta; Dinophilidae.